CUAAACUAAACCCUAAUUCCCCUUUCGCUCUCUCUCUACAGAUCCGAAAUCAAUCACCCAGAUCUCCUUCAUCUAUGGAAGACGACGAAGAAAUCCAGUCCCAGCCCUCUCCGGUUUCCAACGGGAGGAUCGCCGUCACCGUCGCCGCCGCCCCCCCACCGCCAUCCUCCAACUCCCUCACCCUCGCUCUCCCCAUCCAGAACCAGAAAACCCCCGGCUCCGGCGGCAGCCGUGAGGAUUGCUGGAGCGAAGGCGCCACCGCCGUCCUAAUCGAGGCCUGGGGCGAGAGGUAUUUGGAGCUCAGCCGCGGGAAUCUCAAGCAGAAGCACUGGAAAGACGUCGCCGACGUUGUUAGCAGCCGCGGGGAUUACUCUAAAACCCCCAAAACCGACAUCCAGUGCAAAAACCGGAUCGAUACCGUUAAGAAGAAGUAUAAGGCCGAGAAGGCCAAGAUCGCUGCCGGCGCAGGCCCGAGCAAGUGGCGAUUUUACGACAAGCUCGACGAAUUGAUCGGCCCUACUGCAAAGAUGACCUCCGCUGCCACGCCGCCGCCGGAUCCCAGUAAUCCCUAUCAAAGAGUUCCGAUGGGAAUACCAGUAGGAAUUAGGUCAAAUUCUGCCCAGCCUCAGCAGAAGCCUAACCGCAAAAGGCCUGCUGUUGACUCCGAUGAUGAAUCUGAACCGGAUAAUUCAGCUGAUUCAUCCGAUGGUUUGCCUCCAGAUAGCUACAAGAGGCCGAUGAUGCCUAGAGUGGUAAAUAAUGUGCGUGCAAUUAGGCCUAAUUUGAUGAAUAAGAAGAAUGGUGGGAGUGGGAAUUCAAUGAAGGAGCUCACUCGGGCUAUCUUGAAAUUUGGUGAGGCAUAUGAGCAAGCCGAGACUGCAAAACUUCAGCAGUUGGUGGAGAUGGAGAAGCAGAGGAUGAAGUUUGCAAAGGAGUUGGAGUUGCAGAGAAUGCAGUGUUUCAUGAAGACUCAGGUAGAGCUAUCGCAGCUCAAGAAUAGGCGGUCUGAGACUAACAACAGCCACCACCACGGCCAUGGGAUCAUCGGCAAUAACGACAAUGCCGAAAACAACAAGAAUAACAACAACAGUGAUAGCAGUGAUUGAGGAUGUGAGUAGACAAGUAGGGUAUGUAUUUGUACAAGUAUAAUUGUUUGGUAUUUGAAUCUCUUAGGUUGAGUUUCUUACUUGUUUCCUUUGUCUGUAAUACUACCAUUGCCAUUGUUGCCAUUGCUGCUGCAUUGGGGUAAAAAGGCUGAAUCUUGUGCAUAAGCUAUAAUUAGAGUUAUUCUAGUUGUCAUUUUUCAUGCC
Messenger RNA from Salvia splendens (bonfire salvia), 1310 nucleotides. Its product is annotated as trihelix transcription factor ASIL2. Bases 75 to 1106 code for a protein of 343 amino acids. Gene Ontology annotation, molecular function: transcription cis-regulatory region binding. The record is from RefSeq and is a predicted model, not a curated record. The transcript has a single exon. NCBI's taxonomy places the organism in Eukaryota, Viridiplantae, Streptophyta, Magnoliopsida, Lamiales, Lamiaceae. Gene Ontology annotation, cellular component: nucleus.